AUGAAGUACGGUUCUGUCAUUGGUUUGUUAGUGGCGGCUUCCGCCGUCGCGUCCGCCCAGUCUACAACUACUGAUGACUUCACGGCGACCGCCAUAGAAACCAAAUUUACUAAAACCGCGGGGAGUUCACUGGCUACCGGUUCAAGCACAAUGACUUUACCAUCAGGAGUGACAGGUAGUUCCAAAGCUAGCUCGGGCACUGUCUCAUCUGGCAUCUCGAGUGCAGUGACAUCUUCGGCUUCAGUGAGCUCAGCCUCCUCGAGCAUGGCGCUUUCGUCGACAUCAAAUCCUACAUCAGCCUCUAGCUUGUUGGGAUCUACUGCUUCAACCCAAAGCUCCUUGUCGUCGACUGCGUUUAGCUCUGCUACCUCUGGUGCUUCCUCUGGUGUGAGCUCUGGCGCCAGCUCUGCUCCUUCUAGCGCUGCGUCCUCCGGUGCUUCCUCUGGCGUGAGCUCUGCUACCUCCGGUGCUUCCUCUGGCGUGAGCUCUGCUCCUUCUAGUGCCGUGAGCUCUGGUGCCAGCUCUGCUCCUUCUAGUGCCGUGAGCUCUGGUGCCAGCUCUGCUCCUUCUAGUGCCGUGAGCUCUGGUGCCAGCUCUGCUCCUUCUAGUGCUGCUUCUUCCGGUGUGAGCUCUGGUGCCAGCUCUGCUCCUUCUAGCGCUGUGAGCUCUGGUGUGAGCUCUGCUCCUUCUAGUGCCGUGAGCUCUGGUGCUUCCUCUGGUGCCAGCUCUGCUCCUUCUAGCGCUGCUUCUUCCGGUGUGAGCUCUGGCGCCAGCUCUGCUCCUUCUAGUGUCGUGAGCUCUGGUGCUUCCUCUGGUGCCAGCUCUGCUCCUUCUAGCGCUGCUUCUUCCGGUGUGAGCUCUGGCGCCAGCUCUGCUCCUUCUAGUGCCGUGAGCUCUGGUGCUUCCUCUACUGCCAGCUCUGCUCCUUCUAGCGCUGCUUCUUCCGGUGUGAGCUCUGGCGCCAGCUCUGCUCCUUCUAGUGCUGCUUCUUCCGGUGUGAGCUCUGGCGCCAGCUCUGCUCCUUCUAGUGCCGUGAGCUCUGGUGUGAGCUCUGCUCCUUCUAGUGCUGUGAGCUCUGGUGCUUCCUCUGGCGUGAGCUCUGCUCCUUCUAGCGCUGCCUCCUCUGGCGUGAGCUCUGCUCCUUCUAGCGCUGCCUCCUCCGGUGUGAGCUCUGGCGCUUCCUCUGGCGCCAGCUCUGCUCCUUCUAGCGCUGUGAGCUCUGGUGUGAGCUCUGCUCCUUCUAGCGCUGCCUCCUCCGGUGUGAGCUCUGGCGCUUCUUCUGGCGUGAGUUCUGCUCCUUCUAGUGCCGUGAGCUCUGGUGCGUCCUCUGGUGUGAGCUCUGCUCCUUCUAGCGCUGUGAGCUCUGGUGCUUCCUCUGGCGCCAGCUCUGCUCCUUCUAGUGCCGUGAGCUCUGGUGCCAGCUCUGCUCCUUCUAGCGCUGCCUCCUCCGGUGUGAGCUCUAGUGCCAGCUCUGCUUCACCUAGUGCUGCUCCAUCUAGUGCUGCCUCCUCUGGCGUGAGCUCUACUAUUUCCAGCGCUGCUCCUUCUGCUUCAUCAUCUGCUGUCACAAUCACUCAAACCUCGACAUACUUGGUAACGUCAACCGACACAACCACGGUCACCGACACUUCUACAAGCUUUGUGACCUUGGGAACCACUACGUACACCACUACCCCUACAGUAACGGUCACGUCCCAGUCUACAACGACGACUGUGGAGUACACCACGUCCAUUGUCGCUACUGAAACCACCACUUCUACAGUCACUGAAACUUCCACGGCCACUGCAAGCGCCACGGAAACUACUACAAACACUAUGACCGUGCUCUUACCCUCAAGCGUAUGA
This is a messenger RNA of Lachancea dasiensis, 1845 nucleotides long. The record is from the annotation of a GenBank genome assembly. Lineage: Eukaryota; Fungi; Ascomycota; Saccharomycetes; Saccharomycetales; Saccharomycetaceae.